GGUGUCCGCUGUGGGGCGCUCUAGCCCGCGCAGGAGCCAGUGAGACGCGGUGCCGGCCUCUCUAGGCCGCGGGAGGCCGCGCAGGCGCCUUGCUGCGCGUGCGGUGGGCGAUGGGCUUCUUGCGCAAAGCGCUCAUCUCAGUCGCGGUGCUGGGGGCGUGGGCCGGCGUGGGCUCCGCGCUCUUCGUCCUCGUGACCCCGGGAGAGGAGCGGNGAACCUCUCUCCCGCAGGAGAUGCCGGGGCAGGACUUACGGAGCCGGGAAGAGGCGGUCAGGACCAAGCAGUUAGUGAUGGCCGCUCUGCAGGAGGCAGCUGCCACGCAGGACAACGUGACCUGGAGGAAGAAAUGGCUGAGCGGCGGCGGCGACGGGAAGUCAGCGUGAGCCGGGACCUGCACCCGUGGGCGCUGGGAGCUCCGCUCCGGCAC
Myotis davidii is the source of this 427-nucleotide messenger RNA. RefSeq names its product ubiquinol-cytochrome-c reductase complex assembly factor 3. Gene Ontology annotation, biological process: mitochondrial respiratory chain complex III assembly; mitochondrial electron transport, ubiquinol to cytochrome c. Gene Ontology annotation, cellular component: mitochondrial inner membrane. Lineage: Eukaryota; Metazoa; Chordata; Mammalia; Chiroptera; Vespertilionidae. The coding region runs from base 111 to 383 and encodes 90 amino acids. The record is from RefSeq and is a predicted model, not a curated record. The transcript is spliced from 2 exons.